AUGACAAAUGACCAAGUGAUUGGUUUGAAAGCUCGUGAGCUUCUUGCUUUCCUGCUUGGUAUUCGAUCAUCUCAAGGCCAGAAUGUGUCUGCCAACGAGACUGCAUCAGCCACUGGAAUGAGUGAUGGGCAAAAGAAACAAGAGCCAAUGGUACUGUUGGGCCAUGAUAUCGGCGGUCUGCUUAUCAAGGCUGCUUUGAUUAGUGCUCAACAUCACUAUGAAUACCGAACUUUGGCAAAGAACCUUUUGAUUGUGUUCUUCAAUACUCCUCAUCGAAUCCAUAGUCGGAGCAUCUGGGAAAAAUUCCAGUUCCAGGUGAUCGGGACAGGAGACUGGAGUGAACAGAAAUCUAGGAUGAUGCAGUGUUUCUACAUGGCAUCCCAACGACUAGAAUAUGAAUUUGCCACGGUAUUUUUCAGAACCGCUAUCGUCAACGUAUAUGAGAGCGGCAAUAUGUAUGACGAAAUUAUGGAAACGGGGUUAGCAAAGGAGACUCAAAUCUCAUUCCCUCUCGAAUCGACGGGUCUACGCACAUUUGAGCAAAUUGUUAUUUAUCCUUGUUCUGGCUUGUGGUCGCACGUCGAUGCAUGUACAUUAAGUAACCCUCUUCUUCAAGUUCACCAAAAUGAGAGAUUCCUUGAUAAGCUCUGCACAGACAGUAUGCCGAAUUUUCUGAGCUUCGCACCACGAUAUCCUAGCCAUGGAUCAUUUAGGGCCUACCUGGAAAAUUCUUCAGAUUUCCAGAACUGGGUAAAUUCCAAUGAAUGCGCCUACCUCUUUCUUCAUGGGCCCCCGGGAUACGGGUCUACAGAAUCAGCCGUCGAAGUCUUGACUUAUAUCAGUGAAAGAAGCCUGGAAAAGUUACCAGUUGUGCUUAAUUUCUUCUUCGAUGGGAAAGAUGCCCGCUGCUCUACCAAUGACAGCCUUGUUCGCUCUUUAUUGAUCCAACUUCUUAUCAAUUCACCAAUUGCCAUGAGGGUGAUUCAAGGAGAGUUUGAUUUGAGCGACGACAUCAGCUCCCUUGGGACAAAAUUCCUCUGGAAUAUUCUGGCUGUUCUUCUAUCUCAUUCAAACAUGGAUCCAAUUGUCUGUGUUAUUGCGGAAGAGAAUGGGGGCGCCGAAUGGACUUACAGCCUGUCUCAUAUAAAUAAGGUAAUCAAGUCGUGCGAAUCUUCUCGCAGCGCUUGCAAGUUUUUUAUAACGACUUCAAGUGAUUCGGUAACGGAUCUUGGAAAAGAAGCUGUGAAUAUUUCACUAGAAAACGAGGCUAUACAAAAAGGUGUCAGAGAUUUUUACACUGGUCAAAUCAGUAAAAUCAUGAAAACGCGUCCCGUUCUCCAACAAGCGCUUCUAUCCGCAAACACUGCGAAUUCUUUUGGUGUUCAUAUAUCGGAUGUUUCGAUCAAACUAUCCGCGUUAGGAUCACUCAAAACCGGGCAUACCAAGAAGGAAGCGCGAUAUUGGUUCGAAAAUGUAAAGCUUCCUCAUCUGGAAUUUUUGGACAUUCUUAUGGCUUCACUGACUCCGCAAAGCCUUUCUAUCCUCGGAUGGAUGGCCGUCGCGAGUAGGCCACUCUCGGUCACUGAAAUCUCGGUUGCCGUUUCAUUGCUGGACGAUGAUCAAUCACUUGCCGAUAUUGAAGACUGCCAGUCUUGGUCUAUAUACACAGAGAUACAGGAGAAUUUGGACCAACUUGUCUGUAUAGUGGACCAAGAAGUGCGCUUUUGUCACCAGACAUUGCAUGAUUACUUGAUCGGGUCAGAAAAGUACCGAUUGACUAAUGAUCAGAUAGCGCAAAGGCUUCUAAACUAUCUUAUCCUUGUGGCAGACCAGCUACAGAAUUUGUCUGCAAAUGCAAUCAGAGACAACAAAUUGAGUGCUCUUCCAAAUGCUCUUGGCCUGGUUGAGUAUGCGGCGUUAUACUGGCCAAGCCAUUACCACGCAUCGUCACGUUCCGAUAGUCUCAUACAACUGGUAGACAGCGUGUUAAAGAACGAGAGACUUCAUCGCGUCCUUUCAGGCACCAUUCUACCUCUCUUCAAGAAACCUGUACCAACCAAUCUCGAAAUGGAACAAGGUGUGGUCCUGGCUAGCUACUUCGGCAUAGCUGAGAUUAUUGAGCAUUGCUUAAAGAGCAGUCAUGAUGUCCCCAGAGAUAACAACAUAUUAGUCACUGCUUUGGUCUCUGCCGCGAGAGAAGGUCAUCAGAAUGUGGUCAAGACAUUGUUGGAUCAAGGCAUCAAUUCGAACGAAGCAAUUCUAGCAUGUUGCGAAGAAGGUCAUUGCGAUAUCCUUCGAGAUAUCCUCAGCCGCAUCGAUGAGAAUGAGGAAAUCAUGGAUACUUUGAAUGAUUCCCUCCUCCAAGCUUCAAAGAGGGGGCAUUUGAAUGUCGUUCAGGAGUUGCUUAACCGCAAUAUAUCACUGAACAAAAAAGAUUCAAUUACAGGCUCCAAUGCUAUCCAAAUGGCUGCUCAGUUUGGUCACUCAGAUAUAGUUGACCUGCUCAUCAAGUCCAAAGGUAAUAAUGCAGCAAAUUUGACCGCUUAUAACCAGGACUAUUACAAUCCAUUGCAACUAGCUGCUGCGGGUGGAUACAUACACAUUGUUCGGGCGUUAAUUUCUACUGGGCAAGUAAGCCUGACGGACUUUCAUCAGCAGAAGAAUCUCCCCCCGAUCUACCUCGCGACCAAGUAUGGCCAUUUUGAUGUUGUCAAGGCUCUUGUCAACUCAGACUUCAAUAUUCAUUUGCCAAUGGACAACAGACGCACAGUCUUACACGUUGCAGCAGAACGUGGCUGGGAGAAGCUUAUAGCCUGGUUCUUGGGUUACAUCAGACAAUCGGAACAAGAUGACAAAACCAAUGACGCCACAUAUGGCGAUGAAGAAAACGACUCAAUUAGUAUAACUGGUGAUGAUGUAAAAGCGGCAGAAAGAACCCAAUUGCUUCUUAGGGCAAAGGACAAUGACAGCUACACAGCCCUUCAUCUUGCAGCAAAAUUUGGACAUCUCGACGUCGUCGAACUCAUAACUGAUGCGGGAAAUGCAUCGGCAGUUGUCAACGCCACUGGUCCCAAAGCCUAUCGGCCGCUCCAUUUUGCUUCCGAGUCCGGAUAUGGAGAUAUUGUUCGUCACCUCGUCAAGAACCAAGCAAGCAUUGGAAAUGCCACAGACGAAAGUAAUACUGCGCUUCAUCUUGCAGCACAUGAGGGCCGUACCCACGCCGCCAGGGUUCUCCUUCAGUAUAUUCUACGAGCUGCCAAUGUUUCAGAACUACUAUGGGGGGAGAAUGCAAGUCGUCUUACGGCUUUGUCCCUUGCCGCCCAGCAUGGGUACCUACAUAUAGUUCGGGAUAUUGUUUCGACUUGGACUUCCCAGAAAUGGUCAACCACUCCUGCCAGGCAGAAAGACCCAAACGUUCUUUUUGAAGCAGUAAGAGAAGGACACUAUCGUGUCGUGAAUUACUUAUUGGAAAACGGCUGGCAUCCAAACCAAGUAAACUCAGCGGGGGCUACGCCACUACAAGUGGCAAUCGAAUCAAAUGACAAUUCAAAGGUCGUUGCGGCACUCAUAGAGGGAGGAGCAAGUACCGAGUUCCCCGGCGGUUCGAGGAAGACUCCUCUAUAUAUGGCCGUCGAGAAAGGCAGAUUUCAAAGCGUCCAGGCGAUUCUGGCAACGGGCAAGAAUGAAUUAAGUGUUUUAUGCGGUGAUUCGCAAUGGUCUGCACUGCAUGAGGCAAACGACAAACCAGACCUGAUGAAGCUACUCCUAGAAAGCCAUGCUGACCCAAAUGUGUUGAAUGGUUUCGGAUCAACCGCCCUCACUCUUGCAAGCGAGAUAGGCAAUCUAAAAUCGGUCGAGUUGCUUCUCAACUACGGGGCAAAACCUGACAUUGCGAGUAAGAACGGCUCUACUGCCUUACAUCGGGCCGCCAUGGGUGGACAUUUGGACAUUGUUAAAAUCCUUGUGCAAAAAGGUGUCGAUAUCAACCAUGCUCAAGCGGGCGGACCAACACCCCUCUACUGGGCUUGUUGCUCAGAGGAAAGCACCAAAUAUCUUUUAGAACACGGAGCGGACCCCAACAACACUGGGGGAUACUACCAUUCAUGCAUUCAAUUCGCAGCAGUCAAGGGAUGCCCAAACGUUAUGAAACUUCUUAUUGACAAGAUGGCUGAUGCAAAUGCCAUUGGUGGAAGACACGGCUCGCCAUUGAACGCCGCGGUUGCAGGUCAUAACAUUCCCAAUGUGAAGUUGCUCCUAGAAAAUGGUGCAGAUCCAAACAAGUUGGAUCACCUAGGCUUGUCUGCCUUCCAUCGCAUGAGUACUUCGCUUUUAGGAGGAAAUCAAGAUGAUAUAGGAGAAUAUCUUGACCUGUUCCAGGACCAUGAGGGAUCGAUUGAGGUGAAGAAUGGAGAAGGGUUGACUCCCUUAUUAUAUGCAGCAAGACAUUCAAAUGCUGAAGCAAUGAAAGCUCUUCAGAUAAGGGGCGCUGAUCUGUUUGCGGUCGAUAGGCGGCAGCGGAGUUGUCUGUAUUGGGCUACUUAUAGUGACGGUUUAGAAUGCCUUUGCAUCAUGCUGAACUGGCUUGAGGAUUGCGAGGCAGAAAGGAAAAUCGACAUGAUAGGCAAGGCAAUCCAUGGCGCCAUCAUCAACGAUCACGGCGCUGCUUUCGAAAAGCUUCAUCGUGCCGUUCUCGAAAACCCUAUCAGCAAAGACAUUGUCAAUACAACGGAUUGUAAUGGUUGGACACCACUGGCUACGGCAAUUGAGUAUGGACGACAUGACAUGGAAAAGGUCCUACGAAGCAUGGGGGCACACGAGACCCUAGAGUCACAACUAGAACCCACAGAGUGGAAUGAGCAUGAUAAAUCAGCAAGGCUAAGAGUGCAGAAGCUUGAGUGCUUUGCAGAAGGGCAUUUAUCGGCCGAGCAGAUGAAGAGCGAUAAUAUCAAGCCCCCGAUCUCUAUUGUGCGUGCAAAUCGAUGUGCGCCUAAGACUGAAAGAGGCAUUUAUUAUUUUGAAAUCCUCAUUGCCCAUACUGGGCUCGAUGAGUGCGUCGGUGUCGGUUUUGCCACAGACGAGACAGCAUCGGAAUACAAUGCUCUAGGAUGGAAACCAGGAUCCUGGGGCUUUCAUGGUGACGAUGGCCAUGUAUAUGAAUCUCACGGCCCAAGCCUUUGGAGGCCAUAUGCGGAACCUUAUUCAUCAGGAAGUACCAUCGGCUGCGGCGUGGACUUCAACAAGCGCUCGAUUUUCUUUACCGUCGAUGGUGAAUUCAAAGGAAAUCCCUCUGCUAAGAUAGUCGCAAAUUUCGGCCAUCAGGAGUUCAAAUACUUUGUAGCCCCUCCCCUUGAAUUAUGGGAGUAUGGAAUUCAAGAUAAUGUGGACUCUAACGACGAGGAUCCGGGCUACGAGAGCUCUGUGUUGAGCGAUGACUCUGACACUUUCGUUCGUUGCCUUCUCGAUCCCCAGCCGUCAUGCAGCCAAUCCACUGACCCUUUGCCGUUGCACUUCUCCGGACCUCAGUCUGAGGAUACAAUCACUAUCCUCCGGGCUGAUUACGAAAGCCUCGUCAGAACCGCUCAGAAUCACGCCGAACUCUGCCGCUGCCUUCUCAAUGCCCGGAUUGACGAUGCUAGAGUCGUCCAGGCUCUCAGCGCGUGCAUAAACUCGCAGUCAACCCAAUGCCCAAGCAUCACCCCAAAGAAGCAUGUGUACAACGCAAAUGCCUCGAGCUUCGAGCCCGCCUCCCCCGACUUCGAUACGCGCUCAUUCACGACAUCGACCAGCUCCUUGGUCGCCCACGCCGCCCAACACGGCAUCUACCCUUUUCCGCCACCUCAAUCUCUCCGAGGCAGUUGGUCCAGAAGCGACAUUGCCAGCAACGUGACGUACGACUCCUUCGAGACGUCCAGCGUAGGGUUGGACGAUAACUAUGACGACAAUGAGGAAGCCAGUGAUGUGUUUGAUCACACAUCCAUCAGCCUCAGCCUCCCCCAAGAACCAUCAUUUCGGUCAGUUCAACUGCUCAACAUCCCCGAGGAUGCAACGUACGCCGACAUCACCGCCGUAGUUCGAGGCGGCAUUCUGUUUGAGGUCUCCUUGAUGCGUCGUUCUUCAACUGCAGUCAUCACUUUUGCAGAGACGGCAGCCGCCGAGGCCUACUACACCCACGUACGCAACAACUACCUGUACAUCAAAAACAGAAAAGUGAGCAAACCUUCGCAAGACACCAAGCUUCCAUUCCUCUCUAACCUAAAUCCCCAGAUCGAUAUCCGCUGGUCAGAUCGCUUCCAAGUUCUCCACGACCACUUCGCCAAGCGCAUUGCAAACGGCGCAACCCGCAACCUCAUCAUGCGCAACAGCAACGGCGGCCAUUCAGAGGCCUCCAUCCGCCACGAUCUCGACCACAUCCACGGUCUCGAAAUCGUUUCCAUCACCUUCUACAAGGGCACGUGCCACAUCAGCACCAAUUCCGUCCCAAGCGCCAUGUACGCGCGAACCUGCAUGAUGAGCCGCCUCAAGUACAAGAGCUCCCGCCUCGAGUGGGAUGCUGACGAGUGUGGCCAGCCGUUGGGCCAAGUGCCCCUUAUACCUCGUCUAAAGCCACCGUCUCGCGCCGUCCCAGUGCGUCGAUCCGUCUCUUCGGGUAACCGCUUCCAGAUCCUCGCCGAUGGAGAAUGA
Trichoderma aggressivum f. europaeum is the source of this 6681-nucleotide messenger RNA. RefSeq lists its product as uncharacterized. Lineage: Eukaryota; Fungi; Ascomycota; Sordariomycetes; Hypocreales; Hypocreaceae. The record is from RefSeq and is a predicted model, not a curated record. Gene Ontology annotation, molecular function: protein binding. Bases 1 to 6681 code for a protein of 2226 amino acids. The transcript is spliced from 12 exons.